CACAUUCACAAUGAUCCUUUAUAUCAAACAACCUAACAAAAAAUACUGUCACAAAAAGUUCGUCAUUGAGACAUUUUUAAUAUCCGUUCUUAAAUGUAUUUUAUAUUAAAAUACAUGGAUUACGAGCAGCACAAAUGUCAAGAAUUUAUGGACGAGGAUGACUGCAAUACGGAGUUUGAGAACAAAACUUUACUAAUUAACCCAGAUUGUCCCAUAGGAAUAAUAAGGGAUUACAUCGCCACCAAUCUACAAUUCAGUGAAGAAGAAACGGGAAGGUUCGAUCUAAGCACGGAAAAAGCGAUUCUUCUUAACAUACAAAGGAAACCUCCAACGGAAUGCGGUUUAGAAUUUCUCAUUAACAUGGAAACCUACUAUAUCAUUUUGCCUAGCGAAAAUGGUCAACAAGAUUCAUCAAAACUUUUAAUACCCCUACUUAAUCGGUUUUCUAAAGAAUACCUAGAAUUUAUGGCUCAGCAAAGGAGAAGAUCGUCGAGCAUUAAAAUAAAAAGGAAGAGCUCUAACAAAACUUCAAACUCUAGUGUAUCAUCAGCGCAGUCACUUUUAGAUGGGAAAACUUCUAGUAAAUCUGAAAAGUAAUUAUGUCAUUAAUUUAAUCGUAUUUGUAUAUUAUUUACAUACAUUAUAUACUUAAUAAAAUAAUUUUGUCAAGA
Anthonomus grandis grandis is the source of this 671-nucleotide messenger RNA. RefSeq lists its product as uncharacterized. The transcript is spliced from 5 exons. The record is from RefSeq and is a predicted model, not a curated record. Lineage: Eukaryota; Metazoa; Arthropoda; Insecta; Coleoptera; Curculionidae. The coding region runs from base 94 to 597 and encodes 167 amino acids.